GGAGCUUGGCAUAAACAGAGGCAAAGGAGCAGGGCACGCUGCCACUCUGUGGGUGUUGAUUGAAAACUUCGAUCUGCCCACCGCUUCACGGUUGAUCUGAAGGAUUUCUCACUUGAUCACAGAGAGUAUUUCAAUUAAGGUCUCUUUAGAUGGACUGUAAUAAAGCAGAAAGCUCCGGAGCAUCAAUGUGUGAAUUACUGUCUCUCCACUAAAACGGAAAGCGCAGUGGUCACAGCCACAGACACCUCAACCCUGGAUCCUACGACUCCACAUUAAGUACUGGAGUAUUUAUUACUCUACCGUGGGAGAAAGUCUUUGCCAAUGCUUACAAGGAACUCUUUAUGCCUGCUUCUCUGGAUCCUAUUUGAUGGAGGUCUCCUAACACCACUUCAGCCACAGCCACAACAGACUUUAGCCACACAACCAAAAGAAAAUGUUAUCCACCUGCCGGGCAGACAACCCCAUUUCCAACGGGUUAAACGUGGCUGGGUAUGGAAUCAAUUUUUUGUGCUGGAAGAAUACAUGGGCUCCGAACCUCAAUAUGUGGGAAAGUUGCAUUCUGACUUGGACAAAGGAGAGGGCACUGUUAAAUACACGCUCUCUGGAGAUGGUGCUGGGACCGUUUUUACAAUUGAUGAAACUACAGGAGACAUCCAUGCAAUAAGAAGUCUGGACAGAGAAGAAAAACCUUUCUACACACUUCGUGCUCAGGCAGUGGACAUAGAAACAAGAAAGCCCUUGGAGCCUGAAUCUGAGUUCAUCAUUAAAGUGCAGGAUAUUAAUGAUAAUGAGCCAAAGUUUUUGGAUGGACCUUAUGUUGCUAGUGUUCCAGAAAUGUCUCCUGUGGGUGCCUAUGUGCUCCAGGUCAAGGCCACAGAUGCGGAUGACCCCACUUAUGGAAACAGCGCCAGAGUCGUUUACAGCAUUCUUCAGGGCCAACCUUACUUCUCUAUUGAUCCCAAGACAGGUGUUAUUAGGACAGCGUUGCCAAACAUGGACAGAGAAGUCAAAGAGCAGUACCAGGUCCUCAUUCAAGCGAAGGACAUGGGAGGACAGCUCGGUGGGCUCGCUGGAACAACAGUUGUGAACAUUACCCUCACUGAUGUCAAUGACAACCCACCUCGAUUCCCAAAAAGCAUCUUCCACCUGAAAGUCCCUGAGUCUUCCCCUAUUGGUUCAGUGAUUGGACGGAUAAGGGCAGUAGAUCCUGAUUUUGGAAAAAACGCAGAAAUUGAGUACAACAUUGUUCCAGGAGAUGGGGGAAAUUUGUUUGACAUCGUCACAGAUGAAGAUACACAAGAAGGAAUCAUCAAAUUGAAAAAGCCUUUGGAUUUUGAAACGAAGAAGGCAUAUACGUUCAAAGUAGAGGCCUCCAACCUUCACCUUGACCACCGCUUUCACUCUGCUGGCCCCUUUAAAGACACUGCUACAGUCAAAAUCAGUGUGCUGGAUGUGGAUGAGCCUCCGGUGUUCAGCAAGCCACUUUACACCAUGGAGGUUUAUGAAGACACUCCUGUGGGGACCAUCAUCGGGGCUGUCACAGCCCAAGACCUAGAUGUGGGCAGUAGUGCUGUGAGGUACUUCAUAGAUUGGAAGAGUGAUGGGGACAGCUACUUCACAAUAGAUGGAACGGAAGGAACCAUCGCCACGAAUGAAUUACUAGACAGAGAGAGCAUGGCGCAGUAUAAUUUCUCCAUAAUUGCAAGUAAAGUUAGUAACCCAUUAUUGACCAGCAAAGUCAACAUACUAAUUAAUAUCCUAGAUGUCAAUGAAUUUCCUCCAGAAAUAUCUGUACCAUAUGAGACAGCUGUAUGCGAAAAUGCCAAACCAGGGCAGAUAAUUCAGACAGUGAGUGCUGCGGACCGAGAUCUCUCACCUGCUGGGCAGCAAUUCUCCUUUCGAUUACCACCAGAGGCUGCCAUUAGACCAAACUUUACAGUUCAUGACUUCAGAAACAACACAGCUGGAAUUGAAACCCGAAGAAAUGGAUACAGCCGCAGGCAGCAAGAGUUGUAUUUCCUCCCAGUGGUGAUAGAAGACAGCAGUUACCCUGUCCAGAGCAGCACAAGCACAGUGACUAUUCGGGUCUGCAGAUGUGACUCUGAUGGAACCAUCCUGUCCUGUAAUGUCGAAGCAAUUUUUCUACCUGUAGGACUGAGCACUGGAGCUCUAAUUGCAAUACUACUAUGCAUUGUUAUACUCUUAGCUAUAGUUGUGCUGUAUGUAGCAUUGAGAAGGCAGAGGAAGAAGGACACCUUGAUGACAUCUAAGGAAGACAUAAGAGACAAUGUCAUCCAUUAUGACGAUGAAGGAGGUGGGGAGGAAGACACCCAGGCUUUUGACAUCGGGGCUCUGAGAAAUCCCAAGGUGAUUGAAGAGAAUAAAAUUCGCAGGGAUAUAAAACCAGACUCCCUCUGUUUACCUCGUCACAGACUCCAUGCCGAAGACAACACAGACAUAAGGGAUUUCAUUCACCAAAGGCUACAGGAAAACGAUGCGGAUCCAGCUGCCCCACCCUAUGAUUCCCUGGCCACUUAUGCAUAUGAGGGAAAUGGGUCAGUGGCAGAGUCACUCAGCUCCAUCGACUCUCUCACUACAGAAGCAGACCAGGACUACGACUAUCUCACAGACUGGGGGCCCCGCUUCAAAGUCUUGGCAGACAUGUUUGGAGAAGAGGAGAGUCACAGUCCUGAUAAUGUGACCUAGGGAAGAAGAAAAGGCUGGUUAAUACACAGCUAGAGAAGAAAAUUUUAUCAAAAAUAUUAACAUAAAGUUUUAACAAACACACACGCACACAUGCGCACACGUGUGCACAC
Myodes glareolus (Bank vole) is the source of this 2816-nucleotide messenger RNA. The record is from RefSeq and is a predicted model, not a curated record. Lineage: Eukaryota; Metazoa; Chordata; Mammalia; Rodentia; Cricetidae.